AUGGAACAUCUGAGAUUAGUUCUUGAUACACUUCGAAAGGCGUGUCUCUAUGCUAACCUUAAGAAGUGCACCUUUUGUACUAAUGAGCUUGUAUUUCUAGGCUAUGUUGUGAGUUCGCAGGGCAUCAAAGUAGACGAAUCCAAGAUUGAGGCUAUCAAGCAAUGGCCAACACCCAAAUCCGUCCCUGAGGUGCGCAGUUUCCAUGGAUUGGCAGGCUUCUACCAACGUCUUGUCAAAGACUUCAGCACCAUUGCUGCUCCAUUGACCGCCGUGACAAAGAAGAAUGAUAAAUUCCAUUGGGGAGAAGCCUAA
Messenger RNA from Coffea arabica (coffee), 312 nucleotides. RefSeq lists its product as uncharacterized. Lineage: Eukaryota; Viridiplantae; Streptophyta; Magnoliopsida; Gentianales; Rubiaceae. The record is from RefSeq and is a predicted model, not a curated record.